CUCUCUACUUCAAACUAAGUCUCUUCAUCUUUGUAUCAAUGAGACAUGGAUGCAUGGAAAGAGCUUGCUAGGACAAAUGAAAACAAUGGUGUAACAGCAUGUUCGUUAAAUACAAUUUCAUUUGACCCUUACUCUGAAUUAAUAUGGUCUGGUCACAAAAAUGGACAACUAAAAUCGCUGUUUGGACCUGGUUUAAAUCCAUAUACUCAGUUUAUAGCUCAUGAAGGUCCUGUACACCAGGUGCUUCCUCAUGAGCGAGGUAUUUUUUCUCUUUCAAGUGAUUCAUUGCGCCUUAGCAAUCGUACUGGAACAAUUCGAUGGAGAUUAAGUGAUUCUGAUGGCGUUGAUUAUAGAGCUAUGCUGUAUCAAUCUCGCACGCACCCUGAAAUUGUCAUAGGAGGAUACCAUCAAAAGUUGACUGUUGUGAAUGCAGAGAGAGGCACAGUGACACAUCAGAGAAAAGUCCCCAAUGACAUAUUCAUCAUGCGCAGAAAUCGUUUACUUUGUUGUGGUUCCACUAACGGAGAAAUAGUCUUGUGUGAUCCAAAUAAUCUUAAUCCUGUUAAUAAAAUAUCUGCUCAUACAGGCACAAUAUCUGAUAUGGAUACAUCUGGAAAUCUCCUUCUCUCUUGCGGCUAUUCCUUACGACACGACUCGUAUAUGAUAGACCCAUUUGUGAAAGUUUGGGAUUUAAGGAAUCUCUCCACUUUGGUACCUAUUCCGUUUCCCUCGGGACCAAGCAUAAUUAGAAUGCAUCCGAAACUUUCUACGACGGCGAUUGUCUGCUCAAAUUCCGGGCAAAUGAAUAUCGUUGAUACUGGAAAUCCGCUCGAUGCGAAGUUAAUGCAGGUUCCUUUGAAUUCUUAUUUAACCCAGAUGGAUGUUUCUGUUACAGGUGAUGCAAUAGCUUUUUCUGACGUUGAAGAUACCGUACAUUUAUGGAGUGCCAUGGAUACACCUUCAUUUACUGAAAUGAAAUACCCGAUUCAGUUACCUGAUGCGGUUCAAGAACCCCCAGCUGUUUCCUUUGAAGAACCUUUAAACACUAUUGGAAUGCCAUACUAUGACUCUGAACUUUUGUCUUCAUGGUCAAAGUAUUUGGUUUUUGAUGCUGGAAAGCCUAACUUUGAUUCCAAUGUAUUUUUGGCCAAACAGAUAUCCGAAUCAGCUUUUCCUUUACACCAGGAAUUAAAAUCUUUUCAUCGAAAUCAAACAAUUGAUUUUCCUUGGCUUAAUCGAAAAGCCGCUCCUCAAGAAGCUACUCCCAAAUUUCAUAGCGAAAAGCAGAAAGAUAUAAUGGCUGGAAAGGAUUCACAAGAAACUUUCUCGUACUUUGAGGAAAUGGAAGAUACAAUGUCGGGUCCGGAUUCAAUACCCAAAUUCUACCAGAGGCCUGUAAUCAAGUACAGCAGGUUUGGAAUUGAAGAUUUCGAUUUUGGCUUCUACAAUAAAACUGGCUUUGCUGGCUUAGAAACAGAUAUCAAUAACUCGUACUGUAAUCCGAUAUUGCAAUUGCUUGCUUAUAUACCCUCUUUUUGUAAAUCUGCCAUCAGCCAUUCUUUAGGUCCUUGUGGCCUUAUGAGCUGUUUGGUAUGCGAAUUAGGAUUUUUAUUUGCAAUGCUAAAGGAAAGUACUGGUAGAAACUGCCAGGCUACAAAUUUUUUGCGCUGUUUUUCUGCUUCAUCAUUUGCUCAGUCGUUAGGGAUUGUUGUUGAUGAGCAAUCGAAUGGCGCUGCUUUUGAUUCUUCUCUAAUCCAAAAGUUUACGAAAUUUAUCCUGACUGAAAUAAUUCGCGUAACAGAGUACGAGGAUCAAAACGGAGGAUCAUCAUUUCCUUUAGGUUAUUUGAGUAAGUCAUUUUGUAUACGUGAAGUUCAAACUCAUCGUUGUGGCAUAUGUGGAAUAACAAGCCGAAAAUGCCAUUCAUCCAUGUGUAUGAUUGAUUUGGAAUAUCCAUCGCAGCAAUUGGAGUCUAUACUUUCUUUUGAAUGGCUUUUAAAACUUAGUUUGGAUCAUCGAGUAGAUCUUCCUCCAAGUUGGUGUGAGUAUUGUUUGGCCCAUCAGCCUGGUCUUCUUCGAUCGAAUGUACGAUCUAUUCCAGACAUCUUUUUUAUAAACACCCAAAUCAAACAUCAUGAUCAUUGGAAAUUAUGGGCAAGAGAAGGGUGGCUGCCAAAGUUGCUGUAUCUUAGAAGAGUAAAUGAUACAGUCCAAUGUUUGUCAUCGAGACAAGUUUCACUAUUAGGUGAUGAUAAAUCUUCAGUUUCUGUUUACGGAUUACGAGGAGUAACAUACGAAAUUCGUGGAGUUGACUUUGCUUCGCAUUUUGUUGCUGCUAUUAAUGUUUCUGAUCUUAUAACAACGACUAAUACAACCAAUAGCCAAUGGUACAUAUUUAAUGAUUUCUUAGUAAAACAAAUUUCUGAAGAGGAAGCCGUAAAUGUUCACGGUCCUUGGAAAAUCCCAGCCGUACUUUGCUAUGAAAAAAUAGACAUGAGGAUUCCACAGUGGGAUGAUGUUGCUGAUUUCACACUAUUAUAUGAGCCUUAUUUCUUAAAUCCCGAAGUUCCAUCGCUGAACAAAGCUAAAUUGCUUUCGACCGAAGAUAUGCUUUAUCCAAAAAUGUUAAUUGGCAUAGAUUCUGAAUUCGUAGCUCUACAGCGUGAGGAAACUGAGGUAAGAAGCGAUGGUACGAAAUCGACUAUUAAACCAUGUAAACUAUCCCUUGCCAGAAUUUCUGUACUUAGAGGAGAAGGUCCUCAAAAGGGAGUACCCUUCAUAGAUGAUUAUGUUGCAACAGAUGAGGAUGUGACGGAUUACCUUACUAAGUACUCUGGUAUCCACCCUGGUGAUUUGGAUCCCAUGUGCUCGAAGUAUAAUGUGGUUCCUUUGAAGGUUGCUUAUAAAAAGUUACGGUUGCUUGUGAAUGCGGGAUGUAAAUUUGUAGGACAUGGGCUACAGAAAGAUUUUCGAAUUAUUAAUUUGUUGGUGCCACCGGAACAAGUCAUUGAUACAGUAGACUUAUUUUUCUUAAGCUCCCGACAGCGCAAGCUAUCUCUAAAAUACCUAUCUUGGUAUUUACUAGAAGAAGAUAUUCAACUCACUGAGCAUGACUCUGUUGAAGAUGCAUUGACGGCAUUGAAACUUUAUGAUUGCUAUGUAAAACUAAAGGCUGAAGGGAAGUUGGAAGAAACCUUAGAAGAAAUAUAUGAGGUGGGAAAGCGAUAUAAAUAUCGUCCUCCCUCAUUGUCAUCAUUAUCCUUUCAGGAUCGGAGUUUUUAUGGAGAAGACUCCUUCAUAAUGGGUUAAGCAACUUGUCUAAUGGAUUUUAUGAUUCAAGCAUAGUCUCAAAAACUGUAAAUAUAGUAAAGAUAUGAAUAUUUCUAUAUUCUUCAUUGGUUCAGUCAUAUUUUUAAUUUGAAUUAGAAUGAUAAUAAAAGC
Schizosaccharomyces cryophilus OY26 is the source of this 3441-nucleotide messenger RNA. RefSeq names its product ubiquitin carboxy terminal hydrolase. The coding region runs from base 46 to 3309 and encodes 1087 amino acids. Gene Ontology annotation, cellular component: PAN complex; P-body. The transcript has 7 exons. Gene Ontology annotation, molecular function: poly(A)-specific ribonuclease activity; nucleic acid binding; protein binding. Gene Ontology annotation, biological process: mRNA processing; nuclear-transcribed mRNA poly(A) tail shortening. NCBI's taxonomy places the organism in Eukaryota, Fungi, Ascomycota, Schizosaccharomycetes, Schizosaccharomycetales, Schizosaccharomycetaceae. The record is from RefSeq and is a predicted model, not a curated record.